Boleophthalmus pectinirostris (great blue-spotted mudskipper) is the source of this 3960-nucleotide messenger RNA. It is a transcript of the gene nckap1l, whose product is annotated as NCK associated protein 1 like. The transcript is spliced from 31 exons. Gene Ontology annotation, cellular component: SCAR complex. Gene Ontology annotation, biological process: cortical actin cytoskeleton organization; cell morphogenesis; cell migration. The record is from RefSeq and is a predicted model, not a curated record. Bases 88 to 3453 code for a protein of 1121 amino acids. Lineage: Eukaryota; Metazoa; Chordata; Actinopteri; Gobiiformes; Gobiidae.
CAGACAUGGGUGGGGCUGUGGGUGCUUCUGCUGCCUGACAAGGAGACCGAGGCCCUCACGGAGCUGCAGGUGCUGUGGGACCAAACUAUGGACUACCAACAGAAACUGGCUGAGAAGUUGACCCUCUUGAAUGAGAGGGGCACCGGAGUCCUCAUACGCAUGAACUACAUUAAGAAGACAUGUGCUGACCCCAAACUACGACCAUCCAUUCUGACUGAUAAAGUCAUGGAGUCCGCCAUCAAACACAUUAACAAGAAAUUUCCAAACAUUGACUUCAGAGGAAGUGUUCAAAGUCUGACCUCCAUCCAGCGACAAAAGACUGAAGUGCUCUCAGCCACAUCUAUCUUCUAUGAUUCCUUCCUCGAUGUCAUAGAGUUCAGGGACCAUGUUUAUGAGCUCCUCAACACAAUAGAUGCCUGUCAGUGCUUCUUUGAUAUUGCCAUCAAUUUUGACUUCACUAAAAGCUACUUGGACCUGAUCAUUACCUACACCUCUGUCAUCAUUACAUUGUCUCGUAUUGAUGACAAGAAAGCCCUUGUGGGAAUGUUCAACUGCGCUCAUGAGAUGACCAAUGGCAGCAGUGACCCUUCCUACCCACGACUUGGACAAAUGUUUGUUGAAUAUGAACAUCCUUGGAAGAAACUCACUGAAGAAUUUGGCCCUCAUACAAGAUCAGUGACAUCGGCCUUGCUGUCUCUGGGAGUGUUGUACCCUCGCAGAAACCUGCCAGCCGAGCAGUGGCGCAGUGCCCAGCUCCUGAGCCUCCUCAGUGCCCCGGCGGCCAUGUUGGAUCCAGCCUGCUGUGACACGAUGGCAUGUGAAUAUCUGUCUCUGGAAGUUAUGGAGCGGUGGAUUAUUAUCGGCUUCCUGUUGUGCCACAGCAGCCUAAAUAUGCACCCACCUGCGCUGGAGCUGUGGAAGAUGGCCCUGCGCAGCGGCCUCUACCUGACCCUCACCAGAGACGAAGUCCUCAACAUCCACAAAGUCUCUGAGGACCUCUUUGACAACAUAAAAGGAUAUAGCAAGCGGGUUGCAGACAUUAAGGAGGGCCGUGAAUAUGUCCUUGUAAACUGUGGGGCUAUGCACAGAGAGAAGAGACACUAUCUGAGAGGAGCAUUGAAGGAGUUAUAUAAUGUUCUGGAGGAUGAACCUGGACUACUGGGACCCAAGGCCCUGUACAUCUGCAUGGCUCUGUCAUUCUCCAGAGAUGAGAUUCAGUGGCUUGUCAGGCAUUCAGAGAGUAUGCCAAAGAUUAAGACUCCAGAGGACUAUGUUGACAAUCAAAUGGCUGAGCUGCUCUUUUACAUAGAGAAAUUGCGAGACCUGAUGACAAAGUACAGGCGUGUAGUACAGCGAUACCAUGUUCAGUACUUGGCUCAGUUUGAUGCCCUUGUUCUUAACGAUACUAUACAGAACAUGUAUGUGUGUCCUGAAGAGGAGUCAGUUCUACUGACUUCCUUUGUCUCAACUAUGUCAGCUCUCUCCAUCAAACAAGUUGAUAACAAGGAAGAGUUUGAUUUACAAGCACUGAGACUGGAUUGGUUACGAUUACAGGCAUAUUGCAGUGUCAGCAAAGCUCCCCUUCCCAUCAAAGAGUACCCAAAUCUAGCAAAAGUGAUGAAUGUGAUCCAGUUUCAUACUAAGAUGGUUGACAACAUUGAAGAAUUGCUAUAUGAGACCUCUGAAUUGUCCAUACUUUGUUUCUACCCUCGUGUGUUUGAGAAGAUGUUCAGUCAAAGCAGUGAUGAGAUGAAGCGCUUCCUGAUGUCAUUCCCAUCCGUCUGCUCUCACUUCAGCUACUGUGGACACCCCCUCUGCCCAGAAGAGACAGACGCAGUGGAGAAGAGGAGUCUGCGCCUGUGUGUGACUUUCCUGGAGCAGAUAGCCAAACAGACCAGCAAUGUCAUCUUAGAGAUUUGUGCAGAGCAGUGUAUGCUCCACGACCAGUUGCUGCCUAAGCACUGUGCAGAGACUGUCAGUGCAGCUCGCUACAGAAAACAAAAAAAGCCAGUGCCAAAGAAGGGAGAAGUGCAAAAGGAGAAACCGGGGGCAGAAAGCCUCAGGAAAGACCGCACAGUUGCCACCAAUGUGGACAAGAUGCACCUGAUGUUAACAGAGCUGUGCUCUAGCUACAGCCUCAGCUCGGAUCUUAUCGUAUUUGAGCACAUUGUGGUUCCUACUGAGUUCCUACUUUCUCAUCUGGAGACACGCCUCGCUGAGAUCAUCGUGAGAAUGGCCAAUUUCAACCAGGCCACCCAAGAGAUAGCACGUCCAUCUGACCUUCUGGCUAGCAUAAGGGCCUACAUUGCCACUUUGCAGACCCUAGGCAGCUACGUCAAUGUGGAUGUUACUCGCAUGGUCAAGAGUGUUCUCCUGCAGCAAACCCAGCCUCUGGACUCCCAUGGUGUACAAACUAUCACCACCUUAUACACAAACUGGUACCUGGAGAGUCUACUGCGUCAGGCAAGCAACUCCUUCAUCGUCCACUGUCCCACAAUGCACUGCUUUGUCAACCAAACCACAGACAAUGAGCCCAGUUUCAAGGCAGAGGAGUUCUCAGACAUAUCAGAGUUGAGAGCACUGGCUGAGCUCAUUGGCCCAUAUGGUCUGAAAUUUCUGAGUGAGAACCUGAUGUGGCAUAUCACCUCUCAAGUCAGUGAGAUCAAGAAACUGGUGAUUGAAAAUAUGGACGUCUUGGUACAGAUGAGGAACAAUUCUGACAAGCCUGAAGAGAUGGCCAACCUCAAGAGGAGAUUGACAGGUGGAGAGAACAUGCUGAAGAGGAUGACAAUCAUUGGCGUGAUCUUGACAUUCAGAUCAAUGGCAAAGGACUGUCUGAAAGAUACCCUGGAGAGGCACUGUCCUUACCUGAUGGGGCCCAUUGGGUGCCUGAGAGAUUUCAUUACUCCUGAAGCCGACAUCAAGGUGACCCUCAGUGUGUAUGAACUGGCCUCAGCUGCAGGAUUGUCAUGUGAUAUUGAUCCAGCUCUUGUGGCAGCCAUCAGUAGCAUGCAAACAGACAACACUUCAACUGAUGACGAGUAUAAGCUGUCCUAUUUACUGCUGGUCUACAUUGCUGUGUCACUGCCUUUAUUAGCCCUGGAUCCUAACUCCUGCUACACUCGGCAACAUGGAGGUCACAACAAUAACAUCCACUGUUUAGCUAUGGCCAUCAACCAGCUGUCUGCCGCCAUGUUUACUGUCCAGAACAAGAACAUCGAGCAGCACCUCAAAGACUUUCUCCUGCUGGCGUCAUCCACUCUUCUUCAACUUGGACAGAACUUGGAACGGGUGGAGAGCAAGAAUCGAGAGGCCAUAUACUUGCUUUUACACAUGAUCGUGGAAGAGUCUCCCUUUUUGAGUCAGGACAUGUUGGAGAGCUGCUUUCCUUAUGUGCUUCUCCGAAAUGCCUACAGAGAAGUGUAUAGAUCCUUUAUCAUCACUGUGGGAUAAUUUACUCUGCUUAGUAUUGGCUUACAGCUGGUAGUGUGCUGGAGAGGAACCUUUGAUUAACCAUACAUGGUUGGGCAGUGCUCUUAAUGUUUCUAGGAAAUGCACCAUCCUCACAUGACCUAUGUAUUUUUAUUUUUUUUUCAAAACAAAAAUUUAACAACAUUAACAUAUUUUGUAAAAAUGCCUUUAAUUUUUUGUCACCAUAUACAUAUUAUAGCCUAUUUAAGUGUUUUUAUUUAAAAAAAAACAAAACAAAACUGUAAUCUUGCUUUUUUCAGUAUUUUCAGUAGUUUUUUCAUAUGUCAAUUCAACAUUAACAAAUAGUAGCUUUAGCUUAUUUGUGUUGUUGCCAAUAGACAAAAAUCAUGUAGUCACUUAUCUGCAGUCUGUUUACACCCUCUUUGGCUUAUGUGUUUGUUUUGCUAACAUGCAUCUGUUUAAUAACAAAUCCAUGCACCUCCAAAUAUAACUGUUGAAUAAAAUAACCACACAGUGCAGCAAAUUGAA